Molecule: messenger RNA, 993 nt
Organism: Parascedosporium putredinis
Lineage: Eukaryota; Fungi; Ascomycota; Sordariomycetes; Microascales; Microascaceae
Source: the annotation of a GenBank genome assembly
AUGUCUGCUACCAGAGCCCAGUCCCUUCGCACCUUGACGAGGGCCCGCGCGCCCGUUCGCACCCGUGCCACCCAGUUUAAGCGCGGAUACGCCAGCGAAAACCCCAAUGUUAGCGGAGCGAGCGCUGGCGCCAACGAUCCCACUCCUAAGAAAGGCUUCCCCUUCAUCGCCGUAGGUGCUGCCGUCGGCAUCCCCGCCAUCGGUUGGUUUUUCUGGGGCAAGUCCAAGGAUGAAUCCUCGCCCUCGAGUACCGGCGAGAAGACACGCGGAGGGACAUUCAACGAGGAGCCGAGCAGGAGCGUGCCCGACAAGCAAGCCAAGGGUAAAGAGGAGAAGCCCGCUUCCACCAAGGCGGUGGCACCCGAUAACGAGCGAUUGCGAAAGGAAACCACGACCCGUGGCCCCAUGGAGGUAGUACAAGCAGCGCGGGCUUGCACCGCCAACAUUAUGGCUCUCGUUGCCAUUGUAGAUUACCUCCAAGACGUACUCUCCCGGCUUCCUCAAGGCACCAACCGCCCGCCGUGGUCUCCUACGAGACUCCGCGUGCUUGCUUAUACCUGCCCUUGCAUGGUGUUCGCUCGCAUCGACAAUCGCCUCGACGAUCUCGAGCUUGGCGGAGACGGACUCAGCACGCCCAACUGCGAUGUCAACAGAGUCUGCGCUCUUUCUUGCUUCCAUACUGUUUGCUGCUUCCUGUGCUGUUUCUCGACCGGGAACGAACUCGUGUGGCAGCGGGAGCGAGCCCGAAAUUUCGGCUUCCGGAGCGCGGAGCGGUUCGAGUAUAUCGAAGCUACUUUUAAACCCUUCAAGUUUCUCGUCAAUAGCGAGGAAGGGGUCCAUAGUCUCUGCGCCGAGCGAGCGAGGCGCCGCCGAUUUUAUGAGGGGUACAAGGCCAACGAGCCCAUGCGGCUGCCCAUGAGAGCCGGAGGUGGAGAGCUCGAGGGCCAGCGAAAAUACUCUGAGAACCUCUGGGUUUGCCCAAGAAGGCUCUAG